Molecule: messenger RNA, 1335 nt
Organism: Spirometra erinaceieuropaei
Lineage: Eukaryota; Metazoa; Platyhelminthes; Cestoda; Diphyllobothriidea; Diphyllobothriidae
Source: the annotation of a GenBank genome assembly
AUGGCCACGGUCGAGUCGAUCCUCAAGCAAACCGGAGAACCGGACGAGGCAACGCAUCUCAUCCGACAACAAGUUACCUCCUUGCUGAUGGCGCACAAGUCACGUGCUAUUAUUACCAAAGAGAAGCAGAACGCUCUCAAGGCACUCAGGAAUGACACCAGCAUUGUAAUACUACCGGCAGACAAAGGACGUUCCACGGUAGUGCUGGAUAAGACUGACUAUGUCCUGAAGACUUUCUUUACCUUCGAAGGGAGGGUGCACUAACAGACCAAGGGACGCCGAUGAGAUCACCGCUUUCAGGCUUCAUCGCAGAUGCAGUCCUCCAAAAGGUAAAAAAACGAAGUUUUCGAGACCUACAGGCCAAAAUUUUGGACCCCAUAUGUCGAUGAUACCUUUGUCACCAUCAUCAAACAUUUCACAAUGUACUGAAUUCAGUGUCGUCUGAUAUUCAGUUCACGAUGGAGGCCGAAAGCAACGACGAACUACCGUCCCUCGACGUACUACUUCACUUCUCUGGCAGGUGAGAAAACGGACUGUCGCAGUAAAAUAAACGGACCCCACGAAGGUGCCAGCGUUCACUCGUUCUUCUUCUUCUUUUUCUUCUUCUUCUUCCUAUACUCAAUUAUGUCCGGGGACGCGCAUCUUCGCUUCUAUUAGCAAUUUUUUUGGAAAAUCUUCACCCUUUGUGUGUCUUCUACCUACGCGCAAAUACAAUUCCUCCACAGAUGCCCUGACAAGCAUGUGCUUCCGAGGAGCCUGUCCUACAAACCACCGGUGAACACAAGUCUGGCGAAACGGUUGGUGGCUGCACAUGACAGACGAUCGCACAAAGAGCAAGUAUUAACAUAAUAAGAGGCAACAGAGACUUCUCUGACCCCGCUCAAAGGGACUCCAACGUACAGACUGUCUAAGUGGCUGUUCCGGCGUCUCAAAUUCCUGACUGCUGGGUCAGACACCACGAUCUCUUCGUCAGCAUAAUUCCUGGAGAAACUCAAUGAGGUAAGCCUCCAUCCAAAUGAGGUCAUGGUACCUUUUGAUGUUACAUUCCUUUUUACUUUUAUUCCCCAGGACCUGGCGAUCGAGACAAUCCAGCUGCUUCUUCAAAGCAAAUGCGAUAAAACGGUGGUUCGUCUUGGACACGCCCAAAUCCUUCACCUCCUGAAGCUCUGUCUCAGGACGUACUUCACGUUCGACGGAACAAUCUACGAACAGGUGAAGGGCAAACCAAUGGGUUCGCCAAUUCCAGGAUUCAUCAACGAGACGGUUCUACAAUGGUUAGAGUCGCUUAUCUUCCAACACCACAAAACCGAAGUUCUGGGCCCCGUAUGUGGAUAA